UCAUCAGGAUAUCGUCUAACAACUUAAUAUGAAAAGUUUUCCCACUCCACUUCGGUCGGUCGAUUAAUGUUUGGAAUAAAAAAAAACAUUAAGAAUAUUUUUGGAGGAAUUAAGAAAAACAACUACCUCACACUACAAGUUAGAUUUAGUUUACCGGGUUAGGAUGUCUUAGAGAUGGAUUAGUGUUUUCAGAUAAGACACUGUUAGUUAGCACAGAUAAAUCUGUCAUCUCCACAUGACCUGUUAGCCGUGACCGCUAGAUUGUCGUGCUUAGCAGACCACGGUAAUAGCGAACUGUCUCAAGCUGCUCAUUCCAUGCCCAACCACUAAAGCAAGUGUCUGGAAAAAUGUUUCCACUCCUACUGAUAAUCGUCACGCAAGUUUCAGCCGAUUUCACCACUGAGGAAAUACAAUUUCUGAACGAGCUGCCUUUAGAAAAGCUGUUGAGGCUGAAGUCAUCACUACAAGAUAUGGUCACUGCGCGUUAUGAGAAUGUUACGAUGGCGCCAACGCCUUCGUAUUUGGAGCGAUUUGGGGCUCAGGCUAUGGCUGUAAAAGCACCGCCAAUAAAGAGAGGAGAUUAUGAAGAAAUCGAGCAUAAGAAAGAAAGUAAGAUCAGUCAUUUAUUCUCAAUGUCUGUGACGACGUUGGCAUUCCUGGCUUUCGGGGGUUAUCUACUUUGCCUUAUAGUACAAGCCGUGAAGGCUAAGCAGCAGUAUCCGUUUCCGACUCCAGCGGCGCCGACGCCGCAGACGUUUGUGUUAAGCGCGGGGAUAAAGAAGAGACCGCAGAGUCAGUUCGCGAGUUAUGGAAGGAGAAAGAGGGAGAGUAGAGAAGUGAGGAGGCUGAGGAACGUGGAGUUACCGCCGGAGGAGCUGUUCUCGGCGCUGGUGCAGUUGUGUGAAGGAUACGCGAAGUGGAGUGAAGGAACAAGCCCUGGAUUAUAAAAAUAUUUAUACAUUCGCGAUGGUGUGAUUAGUGGUUUGUUGUUUGAGUCUUACGGACAGCUAGAGCGAUAUUUAUUUAUAUUUAUUGUUUUGAGUCUUGUCAAUUACAUAGUAGAUACGUAACGAUAUUGAUGAAGCUAGUAAGUGGGUAUCUAUUUAACGUUAUCUCGAUGGUAUUAACCUAAAAUUGCAAUUUUAAUAACUCUAUAAUUGUGAUUGACUGAUUGAAUCUUCGCUUUUAAUUUUGUUUUUUUGCCACUAAGAAUCGGACCUGUAAAGCGUCUAAAUAAUUUCUAAUACUUACUUACUUACUUAAUAUUUUUAUUGUAUCAAAACUGACAGUUCUUCAACUAAUGUCCGUUGCAACUUAGCCUCACUCAACCAAUAGCAUCCCAAAGGUUUUCCGUAGGAAACUGAAUACCCGUAAAGUAAUAGCUAUCAAAGUUACCCCUAGGUAUCCCUUCAUUCUUACAAACCCAGCUAAAUGAUGGUUGAUAAAACUACUUUACCAUAAAUUCGCCUUUACUGCGUAAAU
Cydia pomonella (codling moth) is the source of this 1482-nucleotide messenger RNA. RefSeq lists its product as uncharacterized. The record is from RefSeq and is a predicted model, not a curated record. The transcript has a single exon. Lineage: Eukaryota; Metazoa; Arthropoda; Insecta; Lepidoptera; Tortricidae. Bases 348 to 947 code for a protein of 199 amino acids.